CCCCGUAUUGGGUUAUUUUCCAUUCUCCGAUCAUUUCAAAACCCUACUUCAACCCUGCGAUUCUCAGGGAUUGGAGAAAACGCCGAAAUCGGAAAUGGCCUCUAUUGCUCUUCGAUCUCGCCUUAUGCCAAGAUUAACAAAGCUUGGAUCUCUUAAUCCAAGGAUAUUCUCUACGGAAGCAUCUUCAUCGAAUCCCUCAUCGAAGGUUCCGGGAAUCUCCUCUGGCCAGUCGAUCUUUUCUGAUUUCCCACCGCCAAAUCAGCCGCCGCCUCCUCCUCUAGCGGAAGCGGCAGCCACGGAGGCGCUGGGAAAGGAGCGGAAAGGUCUUAAGUAUCUUAGUAACGCACUCAUCUGGGCACUCACGGGUGCUACCGCUGCUACUGGUUACGCAAGUUAUGCUUAUACUUUGGAUGAAGUGAAUGAAAAGACCAAGGCGUUCCGUGAAUCAGCUAAGCAGAUACAACCAGAUGUUAAUUCUUCCGGCAUUGAUAAAUAUCAAGCUAUGUUGUACUCUGCUGCCAUGAUAGUUCCUGUCAAAGCCAUUGAAAUGUAUUUGGAGCUUAGGGAAGUUGUAGAGGAACAUGUGAAAGGCUUUACGGAACCUCUCUCAGAAAAGCUUCUUCCUGAUUUGCACCCCUCAGAACAGAAUGCCUUCACUCUCGUUCUUGAUUUGAAUGAGACACUGCUUUACACAGACUGGAAGCGGGACAGAGGGUGGAGGACGUUUAAAAGACCAGGUGUUGAUGCAUUCUUGGAGCACCUUGCUAAAUUUUAUGAGAUUGUCCUGUAUUCUGAUCAGAUGGAUAUGUACGUAAUUCCGGUCUGUGAGAAGUUAGACCCAAAUUGCUACAUGCGUUAUAAGCUAACAAGAGGCGCUACUAAAUAUGUGAAUGGAAAGCACUAUAGGGAUCUGUCAAAGCUGAACAGAGACCCGAGGAGGAUUCUGUAUGUUAGUGGGAAUGCUUUUGAAUCAAGCCUGCAGCCAGAAAAUUGCGUGCCAAUCAAGCCUUACAAACUCGAAUCUGAUGACACGGCGCUUGUUGACCUGAUACCCUUCCUUGAAUUUGUUGCACGUAACGCUCCUGCUGAUAUCAGGCCGGUUCUAGCCUCUUACGAGAGAAAAGAUAUUGCAAAAGAGUUCCUUGAAAGGUCACUAGAGUAUCAAAAGCGAAUGCAAGAACAACGAGAACAAAGACAAAGCCGAUUCUGGAGGCGUUAAAAGGAUCUAAGCAUUUCUGUAUAGUGAGAGCAGUCAUGGCGAGUGGGGCGACCGCCCUGGACCCAGUUUUUUUUGUUUUUGAUGUUUUAAAAUUUGAUAAAAAAAUGUCACAUGAUCUAUGAUUUAUUAUUAUCCUUUCUCUUAAACAGCAAACUCUUUUCCUAUACUCCUAUAAAAACUUAUUUUGCAUU
Molecule: messenger RNA, 1410 nt
Organism: Eutrema salsugineum
Lineage: Eukaryota; Viridiplantae; Streptophyta; Magnoliopsida; Brassicales; Brassicaceae
Product: mitochondrial import inner membrane translocase subunit TIM50
Exons: 10
Coding region: 95-1219 (374 amino acids)
Molecular function (GO): phosphoprotein phosphatase activity
Source: RefSeq, a predicted model, not a curated record